Molecule: messenger RNA, 5608 nt
Organism: Lates calcarifer (barramundi perch)
Lineage: Eukaryota; Metazoa; Chordata; Actinopteri; Centropomidae
Gene: tmem86a
Product: transmembrane protein 86A
Exons: 3
Coding region: 141-854 (237 amino acids)
Cellular component (GO): membrane
Source: RefSeq, a predicted model, not a curated record
ACCGGACGUCGGACCGCCCACCAGAGAGAAGACAAAAACAAUCGGCAUCUCUUACACAGUACAAUAUAAACAGGAGGACCUAAACAGAAUUUAGAAAAUAUACACCCUUUUUCACUGACACUGACACCACAGAGGGAGACAUGGUUUCUCCAGUAACAGUGGUCAAGAGUGAAGGCCCUAAGCUGGUGCCAUUCUUCAAGGCAACCUGUGUGUACUUUGUCCUGUGGCUGCCCACCUCAAGCCCAUCCUGGUUCAGCGCCCUGAUCAAAUGUCUGCCCAUCUUUUGCCUGUGGGUCUUUUUACUGGCGCACGGCUUCAGCUUCCUAGGUGCUCACUCCAGUGCCCGCAAGAUCUUGGCUGGCCUCAUCUUUUCUGCUCUGGGUGAUGCCUUUCUCAUCUGGCAGGAGCAGGGCUACUUCAUCCACGGCCUUCUGAUGUUUGCCAUCACCCACAUCCUCUACUCAUCCGCCUUUGGGAUGAAACCCCUCAACGUGCGUGCGGGCCUUGUGAUCACUGCUGUGUCCUCUCUGAGCUACAUGCUGCUGUACCCCUACCUGUCAGGCCCCUUCACCUACCUGGUGGCGGUGUACAUCGCUCUGAUCGGCUUCAUGGGCUGGAGGGCCAUCGCAGGCCUGCAGCUGGCCAAUGACCUGUGGACCUGGACCAAGCUGUCCGCCUGCCUGGGCGCCGUGCUCUUCAUGGUCUCUGACCUCACCAUCGCCGUCAACAAGUUCUGCUUCCCCGUGCCCCACUCACGCGCCAUCAUCAUGGCCACCUACUACGCUGCGCAGAUGCUGAUAGCGCUGUCGGCCGUCGAGUGCCAGGAUGUGGAGGUGGCCAGGAAGAGAACAUGAGGUGCCGCAGUCUCCACAGCGACGGGCCACAAGGCCGGGAAGGUGGCACCCGAUCCCCCUUCAGCCCCAAGUGAUCAUGGACACAUCUCACUGCCAGAUCCCCAACCCUUAGCCCUCAUCUCAGUGUGGCGCUCCCACACCGUUGUUACCAUGGCGACUGGUCCACUACAGCCUUCACGUGGCUAUCACCCUACUACCCCACUAGUAUGGUAGUCUCACAACUGUCUUCUUACCAUGAAGAUACAGUAGUAUUAUCUUCAGCCUCUCCCGACAACAGUCCUACCUGCCUCCUACGAUUCUAGAAUGGCUGUCUCUUAACCUAGUUACCAUGGAGACAAGUGUAGUAAUAUUAACCUGCUAUAUAUAGAAAGUAUUAUUUUACUUUUAACUGUUUUAAUUUAAGGGGAGCAUGUCACUGGGGACCUUCAAGGAGUGUGUGUGAGAGAGCAAUUUUAAUGUGUGUGUGUGUGUGUGUGUGUGUGUGUGUGUGUGCACGUGUGUGUGCGUGCAUUUAUGUGUGUUUGAUUAACACUCUUACCUCGCUUUCCACACAGUCCCAUCGCACACUGACAAUACACACUUUUAUGUGGUCCAAUAGUACAAUUUAACAUCUUAUUUUUGUCAUUUGUUUUGUUGCCUGCUAUCUUCUUAAAAAGGGAGUUGUUGUUUUUUUUUAACUGACUUGCUUAUGUUCAGUCUCUUUCCCUGAAUUAAGGGUGCUAUUCUUAAAGUCAGGGGCAUAUCCACACCUGUUUUAUUAUACUGCAGUCCUUUCCAUUUCAUUCACGAAAACCACACUGUCUUUGUUUGCUCCCUAUAUUUAACAUUUUUAACAAAUCUACACCCAGUCUCUCUGCAUGAAUUAUUUUCCCAUAAAGAUGACCUUGAAUAACCAGAUGUGCAGGAGAAGAAUAACAGAGACAAAAUAAGGCAGUGAGAUGAAAAUGCAGGGAGGGAGAGUUGUGUGACUGCAGCAACCACUGUGUAUUGUAGCUUUAGUUGGAGUUAGAGGCGGUGGAGGUUGUUUGUGGAAGCGUGAUUCUUCCUGCUGAGAUUGUAUUGACACUGUCCUGCUGUCACAAAGAGAACACAGUAAACAUUGCAGCCAUAGACAACAACUGAACACAUCAUAACAGGCUGUACGGUGCACCUGCUUCUCCUUUUAGCAUUAAGUCUUUCAGGCAUUUUACAGUGUUCUGCCUGCCAGCAGAUUUUUUUGUUUGUUUUUUUUUUUUUCAAGAAAUGUUGGCUCAAAUGUCGACAUGUUCACACACCUGACACCUACAGCUCCUGCUGGUUUAGUUAUUAGGAAAAGUUCAUGGGGUUCUUACUGCUGGACUUGAUCAGCCGACCUAUGUUGUCAUUGGCCUGUGACCAUGUUAUGGAGACUGAAAAGAAAGGGCUAUGUUACAAGGUGAAAUCUUUUUGUUAAUCAACUCUGUGUGUGUGUGUGUGUGUGUGUGUGUGUGUGUGUGUGUGUGUGUGUGUGUCUGUGUCGUCCUCAAGAGGGCACAAACCCACUCAUAACAACACACACAAACAUGCACAUUGCCCUGGGGCAGCCUGACCGCAAGACAAAAAAAAAGGGACAUGAGUGGGGAACUGACUUGUCAUGUGAGGGAAUAGUUAUCCCAUUAUUCCCAAUAAUUCCAUCUCACAGGACACUUCAUCAGCUUUAAUCCUGCAAAAUCUGCCUCAGGUAAUCCCCGACGGGCCGACUGAUAUUUUACUUUUCAUCUAUCGCACAUUUUCCCCUCUCACCUUUCGACUGUAUCGGCCUCUGCAAACAUUUUAUGUGAAGUGAAGUGUCUUACUGAAUAGUUAAGAGGUAUGCUGUACCUCUUCAUGCAGAUGUCUACAUGUUGCAUACGCAUGUUUUCAGUGUGCAUGUGUGAGAGCGUAUGUAUUGCUUUUGUCUUAGGUAUCGAGUGAUCGUUUGUGUGUUCUCACGACCAGUCAAAACCAACUCAAGGCCAGAAAUGCUGUGAACCACCAUAGUUUAUAAUGAGUAGACACACUACUGGAUAUCUUUAAUAUUCUCACAAGGCUCUUAAACCUGUCUUCACACCCAUCACCUCUUAUAUGUGUUUUAUAGCAUCCACAGAGUACUUAUGUGUAGUCAUUUAAGGAUGACUUUAAGUUACUUGAUUGGGUAGAUUCAAACUGGGAGAUAUCCAUUCUUCACGUUUCAUUGGACCUAAACAGUGAGCAUGCCUCCUCUUGACUGUACCCUUACAGACUGCAAGUAUUUGUCACUGAUUAAUACCACUAACAGUUUAUAUAUUGGAAAGAAAAUCAAUUAGAAAUGUACAAUAGCAAUUUAAAGUGUUACUAACAAAAAAAAUAACAAAGGGACAGUCACGUGUGAUAUAUCAUUGAACCCAUGUUAUGGGUUGAUAACACACCCACAUACGCACAAAAAAACACACACAAAAAAAAAAAAAUGUGUUUUUACAUCACAUCAGUCACCAUGAUGGAUCUGCAGGCAGACCAUGGUGUUGACACUCAUCAAGGUUUUUCUUUUUUCUUUUUUUUCCCCAAACAUUAACACAGUCUUAGUUUGACCUGGAAAGACUCUCAGACCAAGUGGUUUAUUCUUGACUGCCACUUUACCCGAUAGUUCCUCAAUCUCCUUUUGGCCUGUCAGCAUGCAUGUCAGCGCGAUAUUUCUGCUUUGUCAGUGUUUCAUCAGUCCGUCUGUGUGACCACUCGUCUUCUGUUCCAUAUUUUAAUUUGUCCUCCUGGCAUCGCGGCAAAGUCCCGCUCUCCUCAGUACGCUCCCUCUCCUCAUCUCGUCCCCCCCUCGGCAGCAGAAAACAGGUUCUGUCAGCAAUUAAUAUACGCCUUUGUGCUGAAAGACGUCCACAGAGGCUUGCUAGCGGACAUGUGUUUGUCUGUUUAUUCUUAAAUCAGGCUUUAGUGGAGUACCAGACAGAGAUGUCAGUUAACAUGAUUGACUCUAUUAUGCAGCCUGAAGUAAAACCACGAGGGGAUGACGAGAUUGAGUCAAGCAGUCUUACUCAUCCUUACUAUGUGGACAAUUUAUGUAAGCAUUACUUUCUUUGUCCUCUGCCACAUAAAACCUCCUGACUUUUGCUCCAGUGGUCUCAUGGCUACACGCCAACAGGCUUUACUUCAAAGUAUUUCUGAGAUUAUUUUUGCUGGCCAGCCCACACUUUGGAAAAUCUCCAUGACUUUGUAAAGUGAAGUUGCUUUUCUGAAAGUGAUAGAUGAGUGGUGGCCUGUAAAGCAAGAAAUCAAGUCAGAAAGCUGACAGCUGUUACGCCCCUGUGGAGGAUUUUGUUUUAAAUUUUCUCUUUGUUUCUUUUCCAUUGUUUCUAUUCUCAAUUGACUUGGGCACAGGUACCCAAAGUUGAAAGCAUAAUAGAAAACUCGACUCAUCUCACUGAGUGGAAGUUGUUAGCAUUAGAGCCCUCUCAUGUAUCAAACAAGAUUUUGUUGUGCAGGAGACAGAGGUCCCCCCCUCAUUGGUGCAAGAGGGUUUUUGGCCUUCCACUUAGGAAGGAGGUUAUUGUCGAGCAAUACUGUAGCUGGAAUUAGGUGAGGAGGUGAAAUAUGACACACGGGGGGAAGACUGCCUUUCCAUCCGGUUCGUUAGCUGCCAUCCUGUUCCCCCCCUUACAGAUGGCAGGCCAGCAGGCGCAUCACUUUACCCCAGCCUGUCAACAACCCUGUUGUUCUGAGCUUUGUGGGUGCAGACAAAAGGGACCUGAGAGAGCUGUGGGAGGCCAGUAUGGUUUGGCCUGCGCUGCGAGUAAUGAGCUGUUGUAGUGGAGAGGGCCCGUGGUUUCACUUGGUCCUCUGAAUAAGCUGGCACUUUUCUUUGAUUUUAAAGUUUUCUCUCUCUUUUCUUUUUGCUGUUAUUUCUUGUUGAUCUUUGAUUUGAAACAUUUUGCUGUUAAUGUGCUGUGCCCAUUAUCAUGCAGCUGCUGACAUCCAGAACAUAGAGCUGUAAAGUUUGUAUUACCUUACUUGUGCAUGACAAGUAGGUUGAAAUGAAUCCUCCACAUCAACUCUUAUCUGCGGUGAUGGAAAAGUGCACACUGUACACCCAGGACCCACAGUCCUCCAACAUCAGUAUGAGCUUAUGAAGCAUGUAAAAUACCCAUCUUUGUAAUAUUAAUCUGAAUCCACUGUGUGCUGCACUUUUCUGUCCCCAGAGUAAGGCCAGUCAAUCUCUCCUUAAAGCUAGCAGCUAUAGUGUUUAAAACAAAAGGAUUGUUAUGUACUGUAUUCAUUAAAGUAUAUGCUCAUCAUUCCUUUAUUCUUUCUUUCUUUAAGAGAUAAAACAGAAGUUACAGUUUGAAGACAGUUUGGUUUUGAUGUUGAUGGUUUAAGCACAAGAAAAGUGACAGAUCAAUCAGCAUUUUUCUUGAAAUGGCAUUAAGUAAUUGCUCAUGAAGUGUUACAAACCUCUUAAGAAGUGUUAUUUGCAGAAAAGCAGCCCUUUUCUUCUUUGCCUGUCACUGUGGGAAAAAGGAUUUUUUUUUUUCCCCCAAAUGACUUUAGAUUUUUUUUUUCAUUGAGGGCCCAUUACAAUGCAUCAUUUGACUUCAUUUAAUGAACAAAUCUUUUUUAAUUCUCUUACAUACUUUACCUUGUUGUCCUUGAUUUUCACUUUGUGAUUUAUUUCUUUCAUGACUGUAGAGAUAAAAUAGUUUCUUUGCUGUAGUGAAACUGCUAUGAAUGUGAAUAUCUAUUGGAGAAAUAAAUGCAAUUACAAUGCAACUUCA